Messenger RNA from Trichoderma atroviride IMI 206040, 1614 nucleotides. The record is from RefSeq and is a predicted model, not a curated record. Lineage: Eukaryota; Fungi; Ascomycota; Sordariomycetes; Hypocreales; Hypocreaceae.
AUGCUGGAGGAUGUCACCAAGACCGACACGGUGGUGACGAGCGCCACGGCAAAUUAUCCCAAGGGCGUGAAGCUGGUUUCCAUCAUUGUCGCGCUGUGUAUGGCGAUUUUCCUAGUUGCUUUGGACCAGACGAUCAUCGCCCCUGCGCUGGGCACGAUCACGGCACGAUUCCAGAGUGUAAAGGAUAUUGGAUGGUACGGAGCCAGUUACCUCCUAACGGCAACCGCCUUGCAGCCAAUGUACGGUGCUCUCUACAAGUACUUCAACGUAAAGUGGUGCUAUCUCGCCGCCAUCUUCAUCUUUGAGGUUGGAAGUCUGCUCUCGGCCGUGGCGCCGUCAUCAAAGGCGCUAAUUGUGGGGCGAGCCGUUGCGGGAGUUGGAACGGCUGGCUUAUUCUCUGGAUCCAUUGUCAUCAUCUCUCUAUCAAUGCCCCUCGAAAAGCGUCCCAUUGCCUUUGGCCUCAUCGGUGGUAUGUGGGGAAUCGCCUCCGUCGCUGGUCCUCUCCUCGGCGGUGCCUUCACUGAGAAAGUCUCCUGGAGAUGGUGCUUCUACAUCAACCUCCCCAUCGGCGGCCUCGCCAUGUUCAUCGUCGUCCUCCUGCUGCACGUCAACCGCAACUCGGACGACACUCUGGGUAUGACCAUUGUGGAGCGCAUCCUCGAAAUCGAUCUCCUCGGCACGGCCAUCUUUAUCCCCGCUAUUGUGUGCCUCAUCCUGGCCCUGCAGUGGGGUGGCGCAGAGUAUGCGUGGAGCGAUUCCAAGAUUAUUGGCCUGUUCGUUGGCUUUGGCCUCAUGAUCCUCAUCUUCGUUGGUAUCCAGUUCUGGAAGGGAGACAAGGGAACAUUGCCGCCGCGAAUGUUCAAGGACCGCAACGUUCUUGCCGCUAUGAUGUUCAGUCUCUUCUUCGGCGCUGGCUUCUUCCCCCUGAUCUUUUAUCUUUCCAUCUACUUCCAAGCCAUCCAGGGUGUUAGUGCCGUCACAGCUGGUAUCAAGAUCUUGCCUCUCCUCCUUUCCAGCGUCUUCAUGUCCGUCGUUACUGGCGGCCUCAUCCCCGUCAUUGGCUACUACAACUACCUCAUCCUCCCAUCCACGAUCCUGUACACCAUCGGAUGCGGUAUGAUUACGACUUUCGCCGUCCACACUCCGCUGAAAGAGUGGUUUGGAUACCAAGUCCUCGCCGGCUUGGGCAUCGGAGCCGGAUUCCAGACCAGUGUCUUGGUUGUGCAGACGGUCCUGCCCCAGGAAUGGGUUCCCGUCGGCACUGCUUGCGUGCAGUUUUUCCAAAUCCUGGGAGGCGCAGUAUUUGUCGCCGUUGCCCAGACGCUCUUCCAAAACGGACUCAUCGACCAGCUUGCCAAGGACAACAUUGGCAUCAAUCCUCAGCUCUUCAUUAAUAGCGGUGCUUCUGAGAUCAAAUCUGUGCUUGCAGGCAUCGGUCGCUUGGACGCCCUGGAGACUGUCCUUGAGGCGUACAAUCUUGGUUUGCGUCAUACUUACUACAUUUCCGUGGCAUGUGCCGCUCUUGCAUUUGUGUGCAGUCUCUUCUUUGAGUGGAGAUCGGUGAAGAAGGGUGCCAACGGCAGGAAGCCUGAGAUUUCCGUGGGUAUGGCAUAG